Acanthosepion pharaonis is the source of this 633-nucleotide messenger RNA. The record is from the annotation of a GenBank genome assembly. Lineage: Eukaryota; Metazoa; Mollusca; Cephalopoda; Sepiida; Sepiidae.
AUGCUGUCAUCUCUCUCUCUCUCUUUCUCUCUCUCUCUCUUUCUCCCUCUCUUUCAAUUCAUUCUCUCUUUAUCCUUUCCUUCCUCGUCACACAAUCGUUUCACAGGCUUCCCACCUGCUGCUCGGGGAACCUCACGUCUAUCUAUCUAUCUAUCUAUCUAUCUAUCUAUCUAUCUAUCUAUCUAUCUAUCUAUCUAUCUAUCUAUCUAUCUAUCUAUCUAUCUAUCUAUCUAUCUAUUACAGGUAAUCGAGGCGCGUAACUUAGUGCUUAAGCACGUGUAUCUAUCUAUCUAUCUAUCUAUCUAUCUAUCAGUUUGUUCAUAUCUAUCUAUCUAUCACGUGUAUCUAUCUAUCUAUCUAUCAGUUUGUUCAUAUCUAUCUAUCUAUCUAUCUAUCUAUCUAUCUAUCUAUCAGUUUGUUCAUAUCUAUCUAUCUAUCUAUCUAUUAAAGAAAAUCAAGGCGCGUAGUGAUAAAGCACGCAUGGCUAUCUAUCAGUCUGUUCAUAUCUAUCUAUCUAACUGUUUAUUAAUAUCACUCUCUCUCUCUCUCUCUAUCUAUCUAUCUAUCUAUCAAUGUUUGUUCAUAUCUAUCUAUCUAUCUAUCUAUCUAUCUAUCUAUCUAUCCUACAUGUAA